Messenger RNA from Phytophthora infestans T30-4, 627 nucleotides. RefSeq names its product myb-like DNA-binding protein, putative. Lineage: Eukaryota; Oomycota; Peronosporomycetes; Peronosporales; Peronosporaceae. Bases 39 to 557 code for a protein of 172 amino acids. The transcript has a single exon. The record is from RefSeq and is a predicted model, not a curated record.
UCACGUACUAACACUACGUACACUUAUCACCACCGACGAUGAUUACCGGUCUUUGGUCCCAAGAAGAACACUCCAAGUUCCUCGUCGCCAUCAAGAUCUACCCGCACGGUCCGUGGCGCAAGGUCGCGGCGUAUGUCGGCACACGCUCCAUCCGCCAAGUGCAGACCCACGCCCAGAAGUACCACGAGAAAGUGGUGCGUCGUAUGCGUGGUCUGCGCAAAGGACGUCGGUCCUCUGGUCGUAAAGAACACCGUAUUGACGACGACUUGCUCGCUGCAUGCAAAGUCGGCGAGGGCUUCGGUGUUGUCCUACCCAACCGCAUUACAGUGGAACAGCCAACAACUCCCACUUUCGAGCUGAUGGUCCCGCUCUUGUUGGAUUCGAUGCAUGGAUCCACGAGUCCUGGUGGCGUCGACUCCAACGGUAUUUCCGACACCGCUAUCGACACGAAGGACUCGGUAACCCAAUACCAACUCCCGACGAUUGACGAGUCACUCGAUUUCUUGAUUGAGCGAUUGACUAGUGCGGUGAACGAGACUGUCAAUAUCCAGCUCUGAGAAAUCCUGGUGUUGCUUUGGCCUGUUGAUUAUUUGUGUUAAAAAAUAAAAGUGAAAUACUACCGGUAUU